AUGGCCCAGUAAUUAAUGCAUUCUUAAAAGUGUUAUUUAUUUCAGUAUUAUUACUGGCCAGUUAUCUAUUCCUCGUAAUCCGCCAUCUUAACCUAACGUUCAGAGGUGUGUUUAUGUGAUUCUGUGCCCCGUGUACAAUAUGUAUUUCACAUUUUUGUUUUUCAAUGAAACAUAUCUUCCGAUUUAAAUUUUAAAUAUUCCUUUUUAUCAAGCCAAUUUUAUGAUUAUAUUAACUUUGUUUUUUAAAUUUUAUCUCAUUUUUAACAAUACAUAAUUUUAUUUCAUUUUUAGCAAUAAUUGCACGAUAAAUUUAAGUUUAUUCUAUAUGUAUUGUACAACGUGUGACAUGUAAAAUAAUUAUUAGUUAUUUUUUAAAUUCAUCUGAUAAAAAAUCUUAAUUAAUUUUAUAAUUGUAACAAAGAUGUUCUCAAAUCUAUUAAAGUUUGAAAUAGUUCUGAUAUUAUUCCGAACUGAAAUUUAAAAAUGUAUAACAAUAUUUGAAAAUAAAACAUUUCAUAAAUACAUCAAAGACAAUUGUGUAAUAUUAAGAAUUGAAGAAAACAGGAUUUUAUUCGUUUAGCUUUUAUUUAUUAACAACAGUUCCACAUAUAUUGAUUUACGAUAGGACUUUUUUUUACUAAAAGAAAAUGCGUUGAAUUUUUUUUUAGUAAAAUGAUACGACGCAGUCCGACGAGACUUGAUUUACGACUAGACGAUCUGGAAGAAUAUGAAGCAAUGAGAAAGGCUCUUGAAGCUAAAAAAGAAUCAGAAAGACCACCAACAACAUUCAGCCCUCCCACGUGGGGUGGUAAAGUGCCACAAAAUGAAAUUCAAGAACGCAUUGGUUAUAUGCCGCAACAAAUUCAACCUACACAUUCACGGCCAAAUAUAUAG
Heterotrigona itama is the source of this 894-nucleotide messenger RNA. The record is from the annotation of a GenBank genome assembly. Lineage: Eukaryota; Metazoa; Arthropoda; Insecta; Hymenoptera; Apidae.